UACUCCCCAUACAGCCGUGGGAUGCGUAAUGAUGCAGCUCUGGUUCCCCCAUGCCAAACAGCCAGCAUAUUUAAACAGCCAGUUACAAUAGUAAAGACCCAGCCAUCCAGCAAGGUCAAGGCCGACAUGAAGCACGGGUCACAGGACAACCCAAAGCAGCUGUUCUGGGAAAAAAGACUGCAGGGUUUACAAGCUCUGGACGCCCAAACCUCCGUGUUGAGAAACGUCGACUUAUCCACUGCUCUGAAGGCUGUGGGGCUGAACAUGGAGGACCAGACUGUGCUGCAGAGUGUCGCCACAGCCCUCCACGUGUUUCCUGGCCCCAUUACCGGCCAGACAGAGGCGAGACAUUACUUAGAAAAGAACCCUGGAGUGUUUUUGAACCCGUCACAGCCUCUCGUCAUUUUGGUGCAAAUAGAAAACGAGGACAUAGGAAGACAGGAAGAGAGAGUGGGUCUUGCUCGACACCAGCUGGAGAAGGCAUUGAGGGAGCUGCAGCCGUAGAGACAGAGAGAGAGAGAUUUUGUAUGUAUAACUGUUUUUGCUCUCUCUCUCUCUC
Scylla paramamosain (green mud crab) is the source of this 559-nucleotide messenger RNA. Its product is annotated as methyl-CpG-binding domain protein 3-like. The record is from RefSeq and is a predicted model, not a curated record. NCBI's taxonomy places the organism in Eukaryota, Metazoa, Arthropoda, Malacostraca, Decapoda, Portunidae.